CGAGGAGAAGAGAACCGCAAGCUGUCUUGAACCCCCUUUUCAUCCUCUCAUCUCAUCUGGGGGAGGGAUAUGUAGCUGUGCGUGUCCAACUCCUAUUCCCUUUCUCGGUGGCAGGGCAUCAAAGACGAAGACGAACUUGUAUUCUGUGCGGCUGAUUGCAGAACUGGCACAGUCUUGACGCCUGAGGUCCUGGAACCGUGAUCCCAGGUAGACCGAGAUCUACUGUACCCUGGAGACGAGCUUCCUCAUGGAGGCCACCAGUUGCAGAGGCUGAUAGUGAAAUUAAGGCGCUCGAUUGUUCCUGAGUUCCGGAGGAGGGCAGAGACCCCUGGUACACCUGCAGAUUAGAUUUUUCCAAAAAGCCCAAACAUCUUGUUGAUAUUCAGAUACCUCAUCAUUGUGGUUCAUGGCUAGCAUCAUUGCACGCGUGGGUAAUAGCCGGCGGCAGAACCCACCCUUGCCACCGUGGGCCCAUUCUAUGCUGAGGUCCCUGGGGAGUAGACUUAGACCUUUAAUGGCCAACAUGGCAGAGAGAAACAUGAAGUUGUUCUCAGGGAGGGCGGUGCCAGCCCAUGGGGAAGAAACCUUUGAAAACUGGCUGAUCCAAGUAAAUGGGGUCCUGCCAGAUUGGGAUAUGUCUGAGGAAGAGAAGCUGAAGCGCCUGAUGAAAACCCUUAGGGGCCCGGCCCGGGAGGUCAUGCAUUUGCUCCAGGCAGCCAACCCCAACCUAAGUGUGGCAGAUUUCUUGCACUCAAUGAAAUUGGUGUUUGGGGAGUCUGGAAGCAAUGUGACUGCCCAGGAUAAUUUUUUUAACACCCUGCAGGCACAAGGGGAGAAAGUCUCCCUUUAUGUGAUCCGUUUAGAGGUGCAGCUCCAGAACGCUAUUCAGGCAGGGAUCAUAGCUGAGAAAGAUGCAAACCAGACCCGCUUGCACCAACUCCUUAUAGGGGCUGAGCUGAAUGGGGACCUACGCUACAGGCUGAAGCGUCUUCUCAGGAUGUAUGCAAAUGAGCAGGACCGUCUUCCCAAUUUCCUGGAGUUAAUCAGAAUGAUAAGGGAGGAAGAGGAUUGGGAUGACACUUUUAUUAACCAGAAGCGGGUCAGGAGAUCUGAGUCAAUGGUGGAGAGAGCAACCAGCCCAGUGGCAUUUCAGGGUGCCCUACGGAUAGUGAUCGGCAAUGCUGACUGCAACGUGAUAGAGAUAGAUGACACUAUGGAUGACUCCGAUGAAGAUGUAAUCCUGGUGGAGUCUCAGGACCCUCCACUUUCAUCCUCGGGUUCUCCUCCCCCCAGACGCAGGGCCAGACCUCAGGACCAAGUGGUAGUCAUUGAUUCUCCCGACAGUCCCCAGGCUCAAUUUCCUUCCACCAGUGGGGGUUCUGGAGAUAAGAUUGAUCAUCCUGGGGAUUUUCGUAGAGCCAGGAAGCGAAAAUACACAACUCACUGCUCAUAUUGUGGCAAGGAGGGGCACUCCAAGGAAACUUGUGACAAAGAGAGCAACAAGGCCAAGGUGUUUGAGAAUUUGAUAAUCACCCUGAAGGACCUGGAGGAGGGGUCAAGAGAGGCUCCUGAUGAACCUGAUGACCCUUCUGAAUACAGUGAGGUGCUAGCCCCCAGCCUUAAAUGAACCCUUAAGCUAUAUUCAGAGUCUAGUGAUGGGAAAACUGUGGGAGGGGGCUUCUAACUGCAUGAAUUAAUCCACAAAGGGUCUUGGAUACCAACACAGUGGAGGAAGAUGGCCUGUCCUCUGUCCUUGCUCCCCACCCCCGCCUCUGCUGCCUAAGGGUCUAUUUUCUGUGUGUGCCCAUUUCCUUGAUGGCUUUAUUCUCUUUGUGAAAGUGGUAUAACUCACUGUUAAAUCUUCAAACAAUAAAAAAGUACAAAAAGUAAAGUACAAAUUACACCAAAUCUUCUACCCUUAUAAUAAUGUCAACCCUUUGAUGAAUAUCCUUGUCAACCCUCUGAUGAAUAUCCUUCUAGAUAUUUCCCUAAACCGAUGUACCCAGAUACAUACAUGUACAGAUAAAAGUGUUCAAAUAUAAGUGCUGUUCUAUAGUCUGUAUUUUUCCACCAAACAAUUUAUGUUGUGGGCUUCUUUGUAUAUCAAUAAAUAUAUAUCAGCAUCUA
Messenger RNA from Miniopterus natalensis, 2127 nucleotides. RefSeq names its product zinc finger CCHC-type containing 12 (gene ZCCHC12). Lineage: Eukaryota; Metazoa; Chordata; Mammalia; Chiroptera; Miniopteridae. The record is from RefSeq and is a predicted model, not a curated record. Gene Ontology annotation, cellular component: nucleus.